AGAAGGGGACGUGGGCUCCUAUGGACCACCAGGAGAUUCACACCCUCCUCAUCAUCCAGACCAUCGGCGUCUAUGGGCCAAUCGACCUGUUGAUUCCAGAGAUCCGAGGAGUUUUAUCCUCCGAUCAGAGGAGUAUCUAUGGAGAAAUAUCGUUCCUCUCACUGGUGGCCUUGGGGAAGGAGAACAUCGACGUAACAGAGGCCUUUGACAGGGAGUACCGGCUGGCUUACGACCAACUGAGCACCGAGCAGCUCAAGUCUUUGCACCGCAUGGAUCGACCGCCCAGCCACAGCCUCAGCGUCCAGUGGUGCCUUAAAUGCUUUGGGACCCUCGUCAUCUGACCACAAACCCAGAAGUGACAGUAAAAAAGAAGUUAAAUAUUUAGGGAUGGUAAUUACAAAGAAUAUGAAUAUUAGGGAAACAUCUAAUAUAAAAGUAAUAUACAGAAUAGUAAAACUAUCCUGAAUAGUUGGCUUCAGAGAGAGUUGUCCAUCUUUGGAUGCAUUUUGCUUACAAAGAUGGAGAGUUUAUCUAGUCUUGUAUAUCCAGUUUAUUCAUUGGAUGUUUCUGGUCAAUCAAGACAAUUUCAAUUUUAUAUGGAAAAAUAAACAUAUGGAGAAAUUAUAUAGUGAAAUCUGAUGAGGAAAGGGGGUUUGAUCCAAUGAAUGGUAUUAUCAAAUUAAAAUGGUUACAAAGUUUCUUUAGGAAAGGUGAAUGUUUUUGGUUUGAUUUUCAAUCCAAGAUCUUCAGGAAUUUUGGUGGCAUAGAUUUUUCUUUUUUAUUAAGAUGUUACUUUGAUAUGUCUAAACUACCUGUCAAGUUAUCUGCUUUUCAUCAGCAUGUCCUCCAUUAUUGGAAACUGAUAUACAAGCAUAAUUUACCCCACACAUGUUCUCAAUAUUUGAAGCAUAAUAAUAGAGUCAUUCUUUUACAAAGUCUGUCUGUCUCAAAUGCCCUACUCUAAGUAGUAAUUGCACUUUAUGUAAAGUAUAUAAUGUGUGUGCACUAAAUGUAGCCUGUUGCGUAUGUCGUUUUGAUAUGUCGUUUUCAUAUAUUUUAAAUGUGUAACACCACUUGAUCCACGGUGAAAUGUUGUGUAGAUUCACUAUAUACAGUGUGAAAUGACAAUAAAACCUACUUGACUUGACUGAA
Molecule: messenger RNA, 1152 nt
Organism: Perca flavescens (yellow perch)
Lineage: Eukaryota; Metazoa; Chordata; Actinopteri; Perciformes; Percidae
Product: DENN domain-containing protein 4C-like
Exons: 3
Coding region: 21-341 (106 amino acids)
Biological process (GO): regulation of Rab protein signal transduction
Cellular component (GO): cytoplasmic vesicle
Source: RefSeq, a predicted model, not a curated record